Messenger RNA from Spodoptera frugiperda (fall armyworm), 1668 nucleotides. Its product is annotated as thymus-specific serine protease-like. Gene Ontology annotation, biological process: proteolysis. Lineage: Eukaryota; Metazoa; Arthropoda; Insecta; Lepidoptera; Noctuidae. The record is from RefSeq and is a predicted model, not a curated record. The coding region runs from base 93 to 1529 and encodes 478 amino acids. Gene Ontology annotation, molecular function: serine-type exopeptidase activity; dipeptidyl-peptidase activity. The transcript has a single exon.
CACUCGUUCCAAAUACCACACAUAUUUCACGAAACGAGCCUACAAGAGGCAGUAUUAAACCACACUUAGUACAGCAGACCGCAUCCAAAGCAAUGUAUUUCAUAGAACUAAACAUCGUUCUAUCUUCUUGCCUAUACUUCUCUGAUGCACUUGGCAUCUUCGGCAUUCACAAUGAAUACAAAAUCAUGCAACAACUGCUAUCUUCGCUAUCAUUCGCAGAUUCAUCUGAAAUUUCUACUAAGUGGAUAGAGCAACCGUUAGACCACUUCAAUGAAACAGAAACCCGAACAUGGAAGAUGAGGUACUUCGAAAGACUUGAUCUUUGGAAAGCAAAAGGACCGAUCUAUCUGUUCAUCAACGGUGAAGGAGAGGCAAGCGACGUGUUUCUUCAAACAGGAAUAUUAUACGAUUUGGCAAAAGAAACGAAUGGUGCCAUGUAUUUGUCUGAACACAGAUAUUACGGGAAAAGUAAGCCAUUUCAAGAUUUGAACGGAGAAACUUUGGCGUAUCUCAGUUCUCGGCAAGCUCUUGCAGACGUAGCAAACUUACUUGAAGACAUAAAAAUGUCGCCAAUGUAUAAUGAAUCAAAAGUGGUGGUUGUUGGAGGUUCGUAUGCAGGAAACUUAGCAGCUUGGAUGAAACUCCUGUAUCCUGACCUGGUUGAUGCUGCAAUCGCCAGUAGUGCGCCAGUUCUGGCGAAGAAAAACUUCCACGAAUAUCUAGAAAGAGUUAAUUACGACUUUGAACAGUAUGGACCUGAUGGCUGCAUUAGUAGAAUAAGAGAAGUAUUUCAGAGGUACGAUGAAUUGUUUAAAACUAGUUCGGGGAUUGCUCAACUUAUGGAAGAAGAAGAGAUUUGUAAAGACGUAGAUAUGACGAAACCAGAAAACAAGCAGAUGUUCUUCUUAGACAAAGCUUCUAAUUUCAUGUUCGAAGCGCAAUACGGUAACGUUGACAGCAUUAAGUAUUUUUGCGAAGACGUGAAGAAAACCUUUCAUGUAAAUUCUCGUAUGGAAGAUAACGUGUUUUUGAGCAAAGAAGAAAACUGUUUCAACUAUGAUUUCGAUGAAAUGAUUGAACAUAUGAGGACCAUUGACUGGGCGAUGUCUUGGACUUAUCAGACUUGUACGGAAUUUGGUUAUUUUCCGACAACUGAUUCGAAAAAUCAGCCUUUUAAUAAUGUGCCUGAAGAAUUCUUUUAUUUGAUGUGUACUAAAGCUUAUGGGGAGAAGUUUAAUGAAAAACGGAUCGACGAAGGAAUUGAACUUUCAAAUUCGAUGUAUAGUGGCCUGCAACCUAAUCUUACGAACGUAGUAUUUGUGAAUGGCGAAUUGGAUCCUUGGAGCAGAUUAGGAAUAUUAGAAGACGUGUCGUAUGAUGCACCAGCGAAAAUGAUACCUCAAGCGUCCCACUGUAGAGAUUUGUUCUCAGACAGGUCGAAGGAUCCAGAAGAGUUAAAAGAAGCGAGGAAGUAUAUCAAAUAUUUAAUUAAGAAAUGGAUUGGUGCUGGAGAAUAUAAGAAACCUUAGUAUGUCCAUUGAUGUGUAAAUAAGUUAAAACUUAACUCAAAUAUUGUUUGUUCUGGAAAAGUUCUUGUACCUAUUGAAGUAAGGAAUUUUACUGAACAUUCAUAAUGAAUUGAUGGGUUUUGAUGCUCCAUAAUUAUAA